AGAUUUGAAGUCCAACAAAUUCAACACAUAGAAGGAACCUUAAAAAACCCUAGUCAGUGUCUAUCAAACAUUGAGUGUGGAGCAGACAGAUUACAGUAGCAAUGGUUGAUAGGAUUAGCAAUUUACCAGAUGAACUUCUGUUUCACAUUCUCUCGUUCCUUCCAACUGAAGAUGUUUUUGUGACAAGUCUUGUGUCCAAGAGAUGGAGACCACUCCGGUUUUCAGUCACCGAUCUCCACUUUGUCGAGCUUAGAAAUAGAAAUACUCACCUUGAACCACGUGUGCCACGAUACUCUGCCUUUAUCAAAUUCGUAGACGCAUUCAUUCUCAGACGAGGUAUUCACCAACCCAUCAAAACUCUUCGCCUCGAGUGUUACUCGUGUCCAGUUUUCAAAGUUGAGAAAUGGUUGAAAGCCGCAGCAGACUGCAAAGUUGAGAAUCUCCAAAUCUGUGGGCCGGUUUUGCCAUGCACCAUUUUCAGCAUCAAAACCCUUGUUGUUCUCAAGUUGAGAUGCGUGGAUUUUAAGGGUUUUUCUGAUGUUGAACUUCCCUUACUCAAAACUCUGCAUUUGGACUAUGUUACUUUCUCAAAGUGUCAACAUUUUAUAGAGCUUCUUAAUGGGUGUCCAUUGCUUGAAAAUUUGGAAGCAAAAUGCAUAUCUGCUGCUUUCGUUGAUGACCCUAAGUUUACAACUUUAUCAAAGUUGGUCAGAGCAGAUGUUUUUAACUUAAGAAGACCUCUUGAUAUUCCUAUGAGAACUUUUUGCAAUGUAGAGUUUCUUCGCAUAGACCAGUUCUGUGAUGUAGACAUUCCUAUAUUUCCCAAUUUAAUUCAGCUGGAACUCAUGUUUGGACGCCACGAUCUUAAAUGGGAAUCGGUGCUUGAUAUGCUCAAUCAUUGCCCUCAACUUCAAACUUUUGACCUUGAAAACCCAUCUUAUACUGCUGAUAAGGUUUGGCCAAAUACACAUGUUGUUCCUAAAUGCUUUUCUUCACAACUCAGGACGUGCAUUCUUAGAAAUUUUAAAGGCAAGGAAAGUGGGAUGAGAUUUGCCAAGUUUGUUAUGCAAAAUUCAGCAUUGUUAGAUACCAUGACAAUUUUCAGUUACCGUCACCUAUCUCUUGAGGAAAUUCUGGAAAUGAGAAAAGAAUUGGACUCAUGCCCAAGGAGCUCUGCAUCCUGUGAACUUUUAUUUAAGUAAUUUUUAUGCUUGUUAGUAUUUGAAAAUUAUUUCCAGAUGACUGCAAUUGUAUUCAGUACUACAUAUAUUAUAUCUGCUGGUUUUGGUGCUUUUUUGAAGGA
Lotus japonicus is the source of this 1303-nucleotide messenger RNA. RefSeq names its product F-box/LRR-repeat protein At3g59200-like. The record is from RefSeq and is a predicted model, not a curated record. Lineage: Eukaryota; Viridiplantae; Streptophyta; Magnoliopsida; Fabales; Fabaceae. The transcript has 2 exons. The coding region runs from base 102 to 1202 and encodes 366 amino acids. Gene Ontology annotation, molecular function: protein binding.